This is a messenger RNA of Lemur catta (Ring-tailed lemur), 3059 nucleotides long. It is a transcript of the gene MOSPD2, whose product is annotated as motile sperm domain containing 2. The record is from RefSeq and is a predicted model, not a curated record. The coding region runs from base 123 to 1673 and encodes 516 amino acids. NCBI's taxonomy places the organism in Eukaryota, Metazoa, Chordata, Mammalia, Primates, Lemuridae. The transcript has 15 exons.
ACCGCCUCCCCCUCCCGCCCUCUCUACCUCUGGGCGGGACUGGCGGGUGAUGAGAUACUCGGGCGGCGACAGGGGAAGGGGCGACGGCAACGGCAACUGCAAUCACAUCCACAACCGUGACCAUGGCCGAGAAUCACGCCCAGAAUAAAGCCAAGCUCAUCUCUGAGAUCCGACGGAGGUUCGAAGCCGAGUAUAUAACAGAUAAGUCAGAUAAAUAUGAUCCACGUGAUGUUGAAAGGCUACAACAAGAUGAUAACUGGGUUGAAAGUUACUUACACUGGAGACACGAUAAUGUAGAUGAAACACUGAAGAUGCUUGAUGAGAGUUUUCAGUGGAGAAAAGAAAUUUCUGUCAAUGACCUUAACGAAUCCUCCAUUCCCAGAUGGUUAUUGGAAAUGGGUCUUAUUUAUCUCCAUGGUUAUGACAAAGAGGGUAACAAAUUGUUCUGGAUCAGGGUGAAGUAUCAUACAAAAGACCAGAAAACCAUACCGGACAAAAAAAAGCUCAUAGCAUUCUGGUUAGAACGUUAUGCUAAGAGAGAAAAUGGGAAACCUGUAACAGUGAUGUUUGACCUGUCAGAAACUGGAAUAAAUAGCAUCGACAUGGACUUUGUACGCUUUAUCAUCAACUGCUUUAAGGUUUAUUACCCUAAAUACCUCUCAAAAAUAGUGAUCUUUGAUAUGCCUUGGUUAAUGAACGCUGCUUUCAAAAUUGUGAAAACCUGGCUUGGUCCAGAAGCAGUAAGUUUGUUGAAGUUUACAAGCAAAAAUGAAGUCCAGGACUAUGUCAGUGUAGAAUACCUGCCUCCACAUAUGGGUGGAACUGAUCCUUUCAAGUAUAGCUAUCCACCACUAGUAGACGACGACUUCCAGACACCGUUGUGUGAGAAUGGGCCUAUUACCAGUGAGGAUGAAACUUCAAGUAAAGAAGAUAUAGAAAGCGAUGGUAAAGAAACCUUGGAAACAAUUUCUAAUGAAGAGCAAACAACUCUUCUAAAAAAGACUAACCCAACUGAAUCUACUUCAAAAGCAGAAGAAAAUGAAAAAGUUGAUUCAAAAAUAAAAGCUUUCAAGAAACCAUUGAGUGUGUUUAAAGGACCCUUAUUACACAUCAGCCCAGCAGAAGAACUGUAUUUUGGAAGUACAGAAUCUGGAGAGAAGAAAACUUUAAUAGUGUUGACAAAUGUAACUAAAAAUAUAGUGGCAUUUAAGGUGAGAACAACUGCUCCAGAAAAAUACAGAGUCAAGCCAAGCAACAGCAGCUGUGAUCCGGGUGCAUCAGUUGAUAUAGUUGUGUCUCCCCAUGGGGGUUUAACAGUCUCUGCCCAAGACCGUUUUCUGAUAAUGGCUGCAGAAAUGGAACAGUCAUCUGGCACAGGUCCAGCAGAAUUGACUCAGUUUUGGAAAGAAGUUCCUAGAAACAAAGUAAUGGAGCAUAGGUUAAGAUGCCAUACUGUUGAGAACAGUAAACCAAACACUCUUACAUUAAAAGACAAUGCUUUUAACAUGUCAGAUAAAACCGGUGAAGAUAUAUAUCUACAACUCAGUCGUUUACUAGAAAGCAAUAGGAAGCUUGAAGACCAAGUGCAGCAUUGUAUCUGGUUCCAGCAGCUGCUUCUUUCCUUAACAGUGCUCUUGCUUGCUUUUGUCAUCUCUUUCUACAAUUUCCUAUAGAGUUAAAGAAGUGGUACCUGGUAGGAAACACAGCUCCUUCAUCUAUUAGUUGGAAAAAGUAACAGACCCAAAAAUUCUCCAUCAAGCUACUAAAAGUAUUGCACAUCUGGGCUUCCUAAAAGGAAAUGUGCAGCACCUAGCGGGGAACACAUAUAUGUCUUGAAAAUAAACUGUUAGAAUAAAGAAAUGCUGGAGAAAUUGAUUAUAGGAGACUAUAGCUAUUUAGUAAAGUAAGUAAAGGCAUAUCCAUUGUGUAAAUUAAUAGUUUAAAUAUAAUUUAUUUUUUCCUUUUGAUUUGAAUACUUUUAAAGCUUAAGUUUUAUCAUGUAAAUAGAUUAGCUGAACUGAAAAGUAUAAGUAACAUGCUUUGUUGCAGCCAAAAAAUGUAGUCUGCUUUUUUAUGACAGAAUUAUUAUAGCUGAGCCAACUUACUAGCUUUUCUAUACUAUGUAUAUAGAAGAACAUGUAUAUUGAAAAAAAAACAUACAGAGGAAUUUAUGUAAUCAUAACUUUGUAAUUUUGAGAAUUACUUCCAGAUGAUAGUCAAUAUUCUUUUGGAAUGUAAACCUAUUUAAUGCCAAACCACCUUAGCCUUUGUUUCUCAGUGUUCCUCAACAGCCUGCCUUUUAUUAAUCUCGGGCUUUUUUAUGAACACUCUCAUUUUGAAUAGAAUUUGGCAAACUAAGUGUGGUUGGAUUUUCUUCGAAUUCGGUUAGUAAUGCCCAGAAGGAAAGUCUCUCCAAGCAGUCCCCCUUCCCAGUCAUUUUUAUACACCUUGCUGUUGUCCACUAUCCCUGCCUGGACACUGAACCUUUUGCCUAAUUUAUUAUAAAGGCCUGAUCCUGUGUUGUUCCAUUCUCACCUUCAUUCCAGAGCAGAGGAAUGUCUCUGUGGACAAUGAAUCGGACUGUCUUCACCCUCACGUCUAAGUGAAAGGUGUCAUAUAAAAUUUUUUGAAAAGUUAUUUUUUCGAGAUGCUAAGCAGGAUAAUUUAGGUUUCAAAUGUUCCUUGUUAAAAAUCAGCCAUGAAAAGGAAACUUACAAAAGACUAGAGUGUCUAUAAAAGUGAAAAGAAAAAAACAAAAACAUACAAGCUCAAGUGUCAGCUCUCCAUUUUAAAAAAUGAAAAAUAUACUCACAAUGAACUGCAAAACCUUCAGCCCAGGACUAAUUGACUUACUUGAUAUUCUGCCUUGGAUACGGUAAUACUUACCCACUGUGGUUCCUAAAUUCCUAAAAAGAUACACCUUGCAGUAGCAGAGGCUAAUAAAAUUAGUUUGUUUUCUCAUAUGACCAGUUUCAGUCCAUGUUGGUUCAUGUGUACGUCUACUUUAUCUGAAAGAAAAAAAUAGUCUGCCUGUAAAAUAAAUUUUGAGUUUCAAUUGA